GACCCCGUCUCUUUCGAGCAAAGGCUCUCUUUGGCCAAGCAAUGCGAGCAUGCUCAAAAGAAAUAUUGGCAGCUGCCAAAAUGAUUCCCUCUGAGAAACUUGGUAAGCUCCUGUUUUUCGCAUGCAGGCUCUACAACACGUGCAAAGACACUAUACCAGAAAAAGAACCAGAACAGUUAGUGCAAUGUUUUCUUUCCGGAGUGCGUAACGAGAGCGCAAGAACUUACACGAAGUUAUAUAUUCCCAUUGCUUUUAUGAAAGCUUCCGAAGAGGGCCUGUCUUGCCUGUGGACAGAUCUUGGCCCUUCUCUUGACAUGGAAGCCAUCGACGAUAGCGUCGCGUUUGCACGAAAAGCAAUACUGACCUUUGGAUGGACUUGAAUAAAAUGUUA
Messenger RNA from Dermacentor andersoni, 391 nucleotides. The record is from RefSeq and is a predicted model, not a curated record. Lineage: Eukaryota; Metazoa; Arthropoda; Arachnida; Ixodida; Ixodidae.